UGACUGGGACUCCAGGCUGUGGUUCUUGGUCAGCGCCCGCGUCUCUCUGCACCGUGACCUCCAGGCAGCAAGAGCUGGUUUCGAAGAGGCCAAGCAGCAAUUCUGGAUGAGUCUUGAGGGCCGUUAGUGCUUUCUCUGUGCAGCCAGAGGACGGGAGCGAGGGGCGGGGGCAUGGCUGGUCGGGAGAAAGCGGGGCAGACGAAACCGAAGGAGUCGCCACAGGAGAGGGUCCGGACAAAUCUCCUUCAGCACGUGCUCAGCAGGCGGGCCCCCCGUGCCAAGGAGGAUACGAAAUUGCUUCUGCACAGACUGGUAUUUCUGGCUAAGAUCUCCCCGGAGCUGGCUGACAAACAGGAUUUAGCAGGGUACUGGCACCGCCUCUUCCUGAGUCUGCAGCGCUACUACCAGGGCGAGGGGGUCACGGGCCUCCUGCUGCUCUACCCCACCUACCUGGUGCACACCCUAGAGGCCUCCAGCGAGGUGCUUUACUCCAUCCUGAGGGACCUGCGAGACAUGCAGCCUCAGCAGCACAGGGCCCUCGUUCUGGAGCCCAAGAUCCUGGCGCUGUCCCACAACAUUCCCUCCCGGCUCUUCCAGCAGUGGAGCCACAAGGUGCUGGACGUGCCCAGCAGGCACCUGGGCUACACCACCUUGCGCGAGGAGCCAAUUGAGACCAUCAUUGGCGAGUGCCUGGCGAUGCUCCUGAAACUGGGGAUGCACCUGCUGAAAUACCCCCAGAGCUCCCCAAACCUCCCCAAUGCCGUUCUGGAGAAGGUCCCCAACUUAAUUAUUUCCCAGGACACCAUCUGCCACCUCCUGGAGUGCCAGGAGCUCCUGAGCCCUGCACAGUUCCUGCAGAUCUACGAUUCCCCCUUGAACGUCGUCAUGGACUCAGAGUGUGUGUGGCCACUGCCCGGGAAGGUGAAGCUGGACGCCGUGAGCUCACUAAUGGAAAGGAAUUGGGGCCCAUGGACGUGUGGGGCACAGCUGAGAUGGGAGGGUUGUGAGCAGCAGCCCAGGCACUGCUGUGGCCCACAGCUGGUCAUGCAGUGCUCAGGUGUGGCUGAUCUCGGCCCGCAAUCGUGGGAAACAUCCAAGAGCAGCAUGGGAGAGUGGCCGGAGGAGCCUGCCUAUCACCAGUGGAAUUACGGGCUCAGAUGGACAAAUGGGUUUAACUGUAAUUAUAUGGGGAUUAACUGGCCACUGAUUACCUGUCUGGGAUACAUGUACAGCACUCACUGAGCUCCGGUCCUGCAGUGUGUGUUAGUGGGUGGGUGCGGGGGCUGUACCAGACGGCUAUCUCAGGGUCUGAUAGACUGGCUCCAUCAGUGCGGCCUGGGAGAUGUGCAGCCCGGCAGAGCUGGGACGGCCCUGCAGGUCCCAGCGCUCAUCAGUUUGUUUCAUUUCGCUCCUGCUCUGGCGGCCAUCAGCAAUGGUCCGGGUUGUCCCCUCGGGCACGGCAAGUGGCAGGAGCUGGAGGAACUGUGUUGAUGGUUCCUCUUUAUGCAGGUAUGAGCAAGCCCUGGUCUCCUGGGCCUGUGGUGUAGCUUCCUGACAGCAAGAAGCCACCCAUGCACCCACGCAGCAGGGAGUCAGAGCCAGCAGACGUCCAGGAAGAACCCAGCUGGUGUGCAUGGGAUGCUGCACGGAGCAGAGCAAGGGGCCAAUUUUUGCAGCAGUAGGUGCUAGGUCACUGCCAUGCACGCUGUAAGGUACCUAAUGCACAUGGGCAGCACUGCCCCCGGCCAGAUGGCGUUGCUAGGAUUCGUAUAGCACCACGGUUGUGUGUGACACCUUAGAGACAGGUAAGGAGACAGAGUCCUUGCUCCAAGCUUAUUCACGCCUCAUACAGCACGGCAGUGAUCAGAGAGCGGAAACCACGGGGACAGCACGACACCACUUCCAGGGGAGAGACGGCCCCAGGGGUUCACUGUGUCCUUGUCUUGUCACUCUUUCCCAUAGGUCAGAGUGGGAGCGGAGGGCAGAGGCAGGCUGGGGGAGGGAA
Molecule: messenger RNA, 2005 nt
Organism: Chelonia mydas (Green sea turtle)
Lineage: Eukaryota; Metazoa; Chordata; Testudines; Cheloniidae
Product: testis-expressed protein 47-like
Exons: 7
Coding region: 172-1242 (356 amino acids)
Molecular function (GO): FAD binding; blue light photoreceptor activity
Source: RefSeq, a predicted model, not a curated record